CGGGUUCGCGCUGGGCGGUGGGGGGUGCUCGGGCGACGAAAGUAUAAAUAUCGGGCAGGUGGCCCUCUCCGUCACUCUUCAUCGCACGAUUUUGCAUCUCCCCGCCUCUCCCUCGCCUUUCUUCUCUAUCCAAUAUGUCUGAGUGGUUCUCUGGUACUUACUACGAGGUCGGCCAGGUCGUCACCUUCAACGGUAGCUCUUACCGCGUCCUCCAGGCCCACACCUCCCAGUCUGACUGGUCCCCCGAGGUUGCCCACUCGCUCUUCGAGCGCACUGGCCACCACCACCAUCAGCAGCAGCAGCAGCAGCAGCAGCAGCAGCAGCAGGGUGGCUACCAGGCCUACGACCAGGCCCAGCCCGCCCAGAGCACCCAGCAAAACUGGCUCGACCCCCGCGGCUGGUCCAAGCAGAACCAGAUCAUCGGUGGCGUCGCCGCCGGUGCUGCCGUCCUGGGUCUCGCCGCCUUUGGUGUCCACGAGUACCGCCAGCACCAGCACUACGUCGAGCAGCACGGUGCUCAGGAGUCCUGGAACUCUGGCAACUGGACCGAGGAGGCCCGCAACCGCCGCCGCGAGGUCGAGGCCGCCUCCAACCGUGGUGAGGGCCCCGCUGCCUACUGGAUCCUCCGUGAGGCCUCUGAGCCCAUCCCCUCCAACGCUAUCCCCGGUGGCUCUGCCGAUGGCGAGCGCCUGUACAUCAUCCGUGCCUACCACGAGGGCGGUGUCCACAUUGGCCACCUCACCAGCAGCGGCAACGCCUUCAUCUCCUACGCCGGCCGUGCUAUCUCCGUCAGCCAGUACGAGGUCCUCGUUGGCGAUGAGAGCCACAUCCGCUGGAUCGAUUUCACCGGUGCCCUUGCCCCCACUGCCGAGCACACCCCCGUCCUCGGUGGCCACGAGCAGGACGGCAAGCCCCUCUUUGUCACCCAGGCCUUCCACGAGAACAACAUCUACCCUGGCAAGACUGGCCCCCAUCUCCAGGGUGCCUCCAUUGCCUUCCGCAGCUCUGAGGUUGUUGUCAAGCAGUACCGCUACCUCGCUCUUGCUUAAGCAAGCCUAUGUUCAUAAUCGUCCUUUGCUGUCCAUAUUUUGAGAUGUAAAAUCAUGCCUAUAUCAAUAUAUGAAACGUAGCGUUUCAUUUGCACAUUUA
Messenger RNA from Polychytrium aggregatum, 1149 nucleotides. RefSeq lists its product as uncharacterized. Gene Ontology annotation, molecular function: carbohydrate binding; hydrolase activity, hydrolyzing O-glycosyl compounds. The transcript has 4 exons. The coding region runs from base 135 to 1049 and encodes 304 amino acids. The record is from RefSeq and is a predicted model, not a curated record. Lineage: Eukaryota; Fungi; Chytridiomycota; Chytridiomycetes; Polychytriales. Gene Ontology annotation, biological process: carbohydrate metabolic process. Gene Ontology annotation, cellular component: extracellular region.